This is a messenger RNA of Penicillium paradoxum, 1047 nucleotides long. Its product is annotated as serine/threonine-protein kinase. Gene Ontology annotation, biological process: spliceosomal complex assembly; regulation of mRNA processing; protein phosphorylation. Gene Ontology annotation, molecular function: ATP binding; protein kinase activity. The coding region runs from base 1 to 1047 and encodes 348 amino acids. Lineage: Eukaryota; Fungi; Ascomycota; Eurotiomycetes; Eurotiales; Aspergillaceae. The transcript is spliced from 3 exons. The record is from RefSeq and is a predicted model, not a curated record.
AUGGAGUCUAUUCGACAGCCUGGCAGCGAGAAUGAAUUUCGAGCUCUGAAAGUGCUCAGCGCCGAAUGCUAUGAUGGAUCACAGACCCCCAUCUUCGAGCGAGAGAUCUUGACUCAUCUCCGGGAAGGGGAUCGGGAUCAAUUGGGCUACGACCAAAUUUGCCAUCUGCUGGAUGAUUUUGAGCAUUGUGGACCUAACGGAACCCACGUCUGCUUUGUCUUUGAGCUGAUGGGUGAGACAUUACGAAGCUUUGGCGCUUGGUUCAUCGAAAGUAGACUGCCAAACCCCGUGAUAAGAAAAUUUACUAUUCAACUCUUAUUGGCGCUUGAUUAUGCUCACGACCAUAAUGUGGUCCAUACAGAUAUUAAGCCAGACAACAUUUUCGUCAAGUUCAGGGAUUUUUCCCUCAUAGAGUCCGGCUAUCUGAAGGAUGUUGGUAUACCGCAACAAGACAGAUCGGAGGAACAGUACAAAGUCAUUAUCUCAACACCCUUGCGUCGCUAUUACUUCAAGGAGGCCGAUAGUAGACGCGUUGCUGAAUUUGACAUCACCCUUGGAGACUGGGGCGUCUCGAGCUGGAUAGACCGCCAUCUCAGUGAAAACAUCCAGCCCGUCGCACUACGAUCUCCCGAAGUCUUGAUCAAGGCGCCGUGGGACGCGAGCACGGACUGGUGGAACCUCGGAUGCAUUCUUCUCGAACUCUUCCGAGCAGUUCGCAUGUUCAGCGGAUUGGUCCCACCAGACGGUCAUUACGAGGUCAGGCAACAUUUGGCGGAGAUUGUGAAUCUCUUUGGGCCUUUCCCCAAGGAUCUCUUGGAGAGAGGGGACGAGAAGCUUAUUCGGGACCUCUUCGACGAGGAUGGUAUGAUCAAGGACUCGCUGCCGAUGGAUCGGCCGGAGCUGGCAUCAGAAGCAUUCAUGCCAGGUCUGGAUCAAAGUGUCAGAGAUGAAUUCGCCUCGUUUUUACACGCGAUGAUGAAGAUUAAUCCCACUGAUCGGAUUUCGGCCGAGGAUCUUCUGAGACACCCUUGGUUAGGGGCACUCUAG